CAAAACAUUGAGGGGCAGUCUGCAAGACUAGUGCUCCAUGGUGUGCUUUGCUAUCUUCCCCCGCAUUCUCAAUGUUUUGACUGCGGUUGGAGUGGUGUUAAAAGGUGGCUGUGUUGGUGAAUUUUGAUAUCCCUUACUGUGAUUGCGAUCGGUGUCGUGUAAACGUAACGGUAACGUGACUGCAGUGGCGUGGGGUACUCUUGAGUCUUGUGCGUAAUCCACAACCGCCUGUUGCUCAAGGUGUAGCCUGUAUAGGCUGUAGGCUGUAGGCUGUAGGCUGUAGCGUCGAGUCAGUCAGUGGUUGAAUGCUUUGCCGAUAGGAUUGCAUCCUGAUUGCUUACAAGUUACAUUACCAGACUCGAUUUACGAUAACGUGCGGGGCGAAUGCACCCAGCGGAUGAACGUGAAUGCAUGAUACACUGUGUCGGAAGUGGAGGGGUCAGUCAGAACCCGCAUAUGUAUCAUGAUGGGAAAUGAAUCCAUCGAGGACAUUAAGCCCGCCGUGGGGGAAGAUAAGCUCGCGUCGUCCUCGGUCGCGUGCGGCAUGUGUACGGGUUGCUCGACUGAUCCCCGCCUGCUCAGCUGCCUCCACAGCUUCUGCUGCGAGUGUUUAGCUAGCCUGGAUCAGGUUGUCGUCAGCGCGGCGGCCAACUGCAACAGCAGCUUCUCUGGGGAUCACAGUCACACGCCGGGGAAGAGCCGGCAGGCUGUGCUCUGCCCGACGUGCGGCACCUCCACCGAGGUUCCCAAGCUGGGAGUCGGCGCACUGCCCGUCAACUACGUCCUGCGCAACCGCAACGCGCUGCUGCGUGGUGGCACUGCGCGUCACGUCGUCGUCGUCGCGUGCUCGCUGUGCGGCGGUGAGAACGCGGUGACGUUCCGCUGCAUCGAUUGCGCGCUGGGGCUGUGCAAGCUCUGCAAGGAGGCGCACGCGCGCCAUCGCGCCACCGCCGACCACGCCGUCGUCGGCACGCUCGAUGUCCGCCUACAGGGGGCGCCACUCGCCGAUCGCGACGUCGACGCGUGCACCGACGAGUCUCCACCGGCCGCCGCCACCACCUCGCACGAAGCACACCUCAGAGGCACGCUGCCCGCCGACCCUGCCCUGGACGUGCACCACCAGGGGUCGCCGCCGGCCGGCGCGGCGCCGCGGGGCGUCCUGCACUGCGAGCGACACACCGACGAGGAGGUGGUGAUCUUCUGCGAGACGUGCGACCGGCCGGCGUGUGCGACGUGCCGCGCGCGCGACCACGCCGACCAUCGCUGCAGCAUCGCCGCCGACGUCGCCGCGCGCCACGCCAAGGUCAUCGCCAACCUGCUGCGCGCGACCCAGCCGCACGUCGACGCCGUCGGCGGCGCCCUCUCGCGUGUCGCCGCCACCAGGGCGGCGCUCGAGGGCCGGCUCGCGGACACGGCGGCGCGCGCUCACGCGUUUGUCGAUGCCCAGGUGAGGGCGCUGGAGCAGCAUCGCUCAGAGCUGCUCGCCGACGUGGAGUCGGCGCGUCGCGCGAAGGACACGCCGCUGCGGCUUCAGCAGGCCCAGCUUUCACAGCUGCUGGAGGACCUCGCACAUUCCUGCAGGGUGACGGAGGAGGCGCUGGCGGAGGCGUCGCCGGAGGAACUGCUCUCCCUGAAGCGGCCGCUCGUGAGGAGGCUGCGAGAACUCAACCGAUGCAAGUACAGGCAGGAGCCGGAGCAAAACGAUUACGUCAGUUUCUUGCCACGUGGGAAUGAAGAAGCUGCUGCUAAUUGUCUAAUGAGGGGAAGAAUCACAACGCAACGGCUGUGUCCAGCGAAAUGCAUUCUGAAGGGAGAGGGCAAUCUGAACAACGCGAGAGCAGGAGGUAAGGUGGAGCUGCUGCUGAUCUGUAUGGACGUGGAUGGGAAGCUCUAUGCCCACGGAGGUGAUGCUAUGAAGGGAGUUCUGCUCCCAAAGCAAGCCGACUCGAGUCACGGUCAAGUGAACGUGCAUGUGAACGACCGUAAAGACGGCACCUAUCAUCUGGAGUUCGCCACAGAGCACGCCGGCCAAUACAGUCUGCUCCUCACGAUCGACCAGUACCACAUUCAGGGCAGUCCGUUCGGGGUAAUUGUGAAGCCAAAACAGGUCAAGCAUACGGGUUUAUGGCACUGUUGUACCUUCUGUUCGAGUGGAGGGCGCAAGGAAGCUACGUGUGCCUGUUUGGGGAGCAUGCCUGGUGGAUACCGAGGCUGUGGUCAUGGGCAUCCAGGCCACCCUGGAAGAAAGCACUGGUCAUGCUGUGGAAAAACAAGUGAACACUCCUCGUGCACGCGACACAAGCUUCAUGGCCUCCAUAAGGCAAUGCCCCAUCUUAGUCCCACGUCCGUGUAUCGGCAAGUGACUGUCUAAGAUUCGUCGCCGGAACUUUAAUCUUUGUCGAUUUUUCAGAUUCAAUAGGACUGUUCAGCCAAUUUCGGUUGUUAUAGGCCACACAUGCUUGCUUGUUUGUGGAAACUGCUCACUUUUAAUAUCACUGUAGCACUAUUUUCUGCUAGUUGAUUAUGUCUACUAUACCUGAAUCAUGCAGCCAAAUAACUUUUGCCAAACUACCAAUUAACCCACCCAAUCCUGGUUUGGGUUACUGCAAACAAGAGAAUAUUUAAGUGUGGCCUUUUAGUUAAUCAUAUCGCUUCCACAUACGGAACGACUGAUAACUUUCUGUGAUAUUGCUGCCGCCAGUCUUCCUUUAGUGCCUUAAUUUCACUUCAUAGGAGUAUAGUUUGAAUGCUUUCACAUUCGUUGUUGUUAUCAAAAAUAUCCGAGAGUUGCUACCAGCAUAGAAAAUCAGGUUUUGGAUCUGUAUAAUUGCAUCUUGACGACCGUUUUUGCUAUCGUAGCUAGAAAAUGCAACAAGCUAUAUUUUCUAGUGAAACUUACUUGUCGUAGAUGGCAGAUUCAUGGAUGAAAUCGUGUCUUUAACACCUGUUUAUUCGUAGAUCUAGUGUCAGCCAUAGAUACCAGGUAAUAUACAGUGUAUUUAGCAUAUACAUCAGCCGUUCUGAAAUGCGCAUGUGCUCGCGCGCGUUUAGAGAGAGAGAGAGAGAGCGAGAGAGACAGCGGCAAUAUUUAAGAUACGAAAAAA
Messenger RNA from Priapulus caudatus, 3104 nucleotides. Its product is annotated as tripartite motif-containing protein 45-like. The coding region runs from base 464 to 2371 and encodes 635 amino acids. Gene Ontology annotation, molecular function: zinc ion binding; protein binding; ubiquitin-protein transferase activity. Gene Ontology annotation, cellular component: nucleoplasm; chromatin. The record is from RefSeq and is a predicted model, not a curated record. The transcript is spliced from 6 exons. Lineage: Eukaryota; Metazoa; Priapulida; Priapulimorpha; Priapulimorphida; Priapulidae. Gene Ontology annotation, biological process: positive regulation of DNA-templated transcription.